Messenger RNA from Tripterygium wilfordii, 1300 nucleotides. RefSeq lists its product as uncharacterized. The transcript has 7 exons. The record is from RefSeq and is a predicted model, not a curated record. NCBI's taxonomy places the organism in Eukaryota, Viridiplantae, Streptophyta, Magnoliopsida, Celastrales, Celastraceae. The coding region runs from base 249 to 1001 and encodes 250 amino acids.
UCUUCACCGAGGCACAAACAGCACGCCCAAACCGCGUGGAAACGGGUUCCAAUCGAAAUAAGGAUAAAUCAUAAACCCACGUAUUUUUCUCUGAAUCAAAUGCAAGUGGAACAAAAGCAAGCGUGGAAGCACGGACACUAGUUUUUGCAAUUACGACAUUGAAGAUUUAGUUUUGUGUAGAGUUUAAUUCAACGAAAGAGGAAAUCAAUCACUUCUUUCUUUUUUGAUCGAAUUCGAAUUUCGCGGUAAUGGCUUUCAAUCCUUCUCUCCAACCAGAGAUCGGACCAGAUGGCCUCCCUAGAGAAGCUCCUGUUAUCGCCUAUACCGAGAAGAUAAUCGAGGAAGAGCAACUUCAGCUGAGGAAAUAUAUUGAAGAGAAUUAUUCAAAAAUCCGUGGCGUUGAACGGGAGUUAACAGAUCUUACAAUGGAGGUGAAACUUACAGCUGGACCUAAGAAAGCUGCGCUUGAACUCUUGAGAAAGAAAAUAGAGAUGUCAACUGAAAAAGUCCGUGUUGCCAAGCUCAAGGAGGAAGAAGCAAGGAAGGUUUGGGAAUCAGCAUCAAAGGCUGUGAAGGAUGGGGAAGCAAUUAAGCAGAAGCUAUGUGAAGACUUAAACCAAUUGGUUCAAGAAAGCAGCAACAGUCAGUUUACGAGACUCGAGGAACUAAAAAGGCGAUUGGAAGCUUUGAACCUAAGCAGAGCAUCCUCCUCUACUCUUAAGGAUGUGAAACAAUUUGAACCUGCACGGAAUAGCAUGGAUACUCCAUCAAUUCCUAAUGCAACUGUUCAAAGCGGUGGAGUAAAUGGGCAUCUAUCUGAUCGAGGUAAUGGCGGAAAUGCUUCAGCCAUGAAUGAGCAUAAUCAGCAUCCCCGUGUUGAAGGAGAAGGAAGAGGAAAGAAGAGGAGUCAGCUCCAAGGAAGAGGAAGGGGUAUUGGGGCUGUGCCCAAGGGUAGAGGAUCUUCUUUGCCUGGCUGGACAGGGGCUGGUUUUGAAUGCUGACACUAGAAGUUAGAAGCAGCAUGUCAGAUCUUCUUUUUAAUGCUGAAGCUGUGAGUUUCCGGGUAUAUAUGUUAGUCCAUUUCUCUACUCUUUACAUGCUAGUCAAUUUUUGCUUUUCUGUAUUCUUUCAAUUGUCUAUAGCUGGUUAUACAAAUUGCUGUUUCACAUUCUUCUUCUUAUUGAUGCUCGCGAUGUAUUAUGUCAUAUUAUCUUUCAAGUAGGAACUGGUUCAACAACAAUAUUUCUCUUUAGAUGUUCCUCAUCAUUUUCUGUUGAAAGCUCUAUUGCAAUUCUGCACA